AUGAUAGGACUGAGACCAAGGGUGGAAUGUUGUAAGCUUUAUUACCUGCAGCAAAGCAGGUGUGUUGUUUGGAGCUCUGUGCAUGGGAAUGGCGCCCUGGCAUCGCUUAUUGGGUUUUUGUUACAGGCAGCUAUCAGUAUCUUUGGUAUCAUUGGUGGGCCCCUUUUGGGUUUGUUUUCUCUGGGCAUAUUGACUCCCUUUGUCAACUCAAUGGGAGCAUUCGUAGGUGUCACUGCUGGAUUUGUCAUUUCCCUUUGGAUUGGAAUUGGAGCUCAGCUCUAUCCCCCCCUUCCGGAGAGGACUUUACCCUUGAGACUCAUUACCGAUGGCUGUAACAUGACUGACUUCCACCACCAGGGGAACUGGACCACAACCACAGAAAUGCCAUUUUCUACAAGUACUUUGCAGGUUCAUAGUGCCGAAAGAACUCCCCUAAUGGAUAAUUGGUAUUCCUUAUCAUAUAUGCACUUCAGUACCAUUGGGACUUUGGUCACUCUAUUUGUGGGAAUCAUCAUUAGUCUCCUAACAGGAGGAAGAAAACAGAGUUUGGAUGACAGAUUCCUACUGACCAAAGAAGAUUUUUUAUCCAACUUUGACUUUUUCAGGAGGGAGAAACUAAUCUUAAACCCUCAGCCUCACACAAAGGAAGAUGGUGGAAUUGAUAACCCUACCUUCAGCUACACUGAAAUGUACUCCACUGCUGAGAGCAGAAAAAUCAGUGGGCCUUGUUGAUGUAGGAUGAACUGGAGUGGUUUUGUUUUUAAAAAAUACUUUCCAAAAUUAUUGAAUUGAAUUUAGAUUUUGCUUUAAAAUACAUCUGGUUUGUCUGCCUGUUUUUGUUUUUGUUUUUCCUUUGGCUUGCUUUGACUUUUAAUUGAGCUGUGUUUUUGAGAUUUUGAUAAAGCCUUGCCUUAUAA
Molecule: messenger RNA, 917 nt
Organism: Phascolarctos cinereus (koala)
Lineage: Eukaryota; Metazoa; Chordata; Mammalia; Diprotodontia; Phascolarctidae
Product: sodium-coupled monocarboxylate transporter 1-like
Biological process (GO): propanoate transmembrane transport; sodium ion transport
Cellular component (GO): extracellular exosome
Molecular function (GO): organic acid:sodium symporter activity
Source: RefSeq, a predicted model, not a curated record